UACGAGGGGAGGAGUCCGGCCACUGUCCACUGUUCUGUGUUUCCUAUCGGGGGUUUUGUGCUUCCAAUCCCACAUUUGUCAGAAAAAUCCAACACAUUAAUUAAUAAUUAAUUAAUUAAUUAGUUUAGAUUCCCAAUCUUGGAAAGCAAAAUAAUAGUUGGACCAACUUUUAUUGGAGAUGGAAACCAAAACAAUUUAGUGCUGGCAAAAUAAACAUUUAUGGAGUUUGGAGUAGCAUAAGCAUUUCCUUCGAUGCCACCAAUUCACCUUUCUCUCUCAGUGGCAGACUGGCAGCAGCCUCUCACUCUUUGAGCUCUUCUUCUAGGUUUCUCUCGCGAAGCAAACCCCUUUUUCUUCUUUUUCUACUUCUACUUUAGAUUUAGGGUGUCUUGGGAGUCACAUUGGCGACAGAUUUCUUGAUCUUUAUCAGAUUUGAUGGGUUUUUUUUUUUUUUUUUUUUUUUAUUUUCUUCUUCUUUUGGGUUGAUUUAAUGUGAACCGUAGAAAUGUGCUUUUGGAUGCUGAGUUGACGAAAUUGGCAUAUUUUGCGAGAAGCUGCUUAAAGGGUUCUUGUUGGGUUUUGGUGUUUUUGGGGUAAUGCUGCUCAAAGGUUUGCUUUUUGAGCAGUGAAUUGGUGAAAAAAGAUCAGCAAAUCUUCUUGGGUCACUAAGGGUGGUGGCUUUUCUUGGAAUUUUUUUUAGGGGUUUAGCCUUUUGUUUUGUAAUGUGGCUCUGAAAUGAAACGUUGGGGGGAUCUGCAAAUCUUUGCGAAGUUGCUGGAGGUAUCUGGUCUCUGUAAGUGCAGCAGUUUCAUCUAUGUCGAAUCUCUGUAAGCACAUAGAAGACAUGGUGCUGUAGUUGAGUUUUUAAGGGAAAUAAAAGCAGUAAUUUUGCUAUUCUGAGCUUGCUAGUUGCUACAGUUUCGGGGUUUUCAUUAGCUUUCUUCGGAGCUCCCUUCUUUGUGAAAAGAAAGUGAUUUGAAGCUGAUUUAAGCUUGAAAGUUUGUGUUUUUGUUGUUUUGGUACUGGAUCACUGUGAUGAGAUUUGGGUUUUGAAGGUUUAUUGCUUACCAGAUUCUGGCUUAAAAUGGUUUCGGGGCACAUCGCAGAUUUUCCAUAAAAGACUUCGGGGUUUUGUUUUGGCUGAUUAUAUAUAUUAGAAAGAUUUUGACAGCAGGAUUUCACAUUUAUUGGAUUAAACGGUUGGGAUAAAAGGGAGGUUUUAUCUAAUAUCUACUUUUGAUACCAGAAAAGCUUAUCUGCUAAGAAACGGUAGCUGAACAUGGAUUUCUUUAAAGUGAAAAAAUUCAGAAAAGCCCACAAUCCUGGGCCAGAAAAAGAUUUAGAAGAUAAUCCCAUGCCACAGCCUGAGGAACGAAAGAUUGAGAAUGAUGGUGAUGAUUUGAGUAAAUCAGCUAAUUCUGAUCCUAUUGCUGAAGCUGAGGACGAUGAUGAUGAUUUUAUUACUAAUGAGGUGAAGAGGAGGUUGAAAGAACUGAGAAGAAACAGUUUCAUGGUGUUGAUUCCCGAAGAAGAGUCUUGUGCAGAAGAGGAGGAGGAGGAGGACGAGGAGGAGGGUGAGACAAGCUCUAGUGAGUGGAGGGAUGUGGAAGCAGAAGCUCGGCAGUGGUGGUGUGGGUUUGACGCUGUGUAUGACAAGUACCGUGAGCGGAUGCUGAUCUUUGAUCGGAUGAGCACGCAGCAGCUUGAUGAAGUUAGUAAAGGCUCCCAAGCCCCUGCAACUCCAUCACCAAGAUCUGCAUCUAAGAAACUCACAUCCCCUCUUCGUUGUCUUUCUUUGAAGAAGAUUGAAGAACCUGAUGAUGAAACUGAAUAUCUUCAGCAGCCAGGUCAUGACCCAUACCAAGAUAUUGAAACAGCAUAUGUAGCUCAAAUCUGCUUGACUUGGGAAGUACUUCACUGUCAAUACACUCAACAAAGUCAGAAAAUCAUGUCCCAACCUGAUAAUCCGGCCUGUUAUAAUUACAGUGCUCAGCAGUUUCAACAAUUCCAGGUUCUAUUACAAAGGUUUAUUGAGAAUGAACCCUUUGAGGAGGGUUUCAGGGCAGAAAUUUAUGCUCGAUCAAGGAAGCUUUUGCCUAAACUGCUCCAGGUUCCUAAUAUAAAAGGUUCAGAUAAAAAAGAAACAGAAGAAGAAAAAUCAGAUCUGAUGGUCCUUGCUCCUGAUCUCAUCAAGAUUGUCGAGAGUUCAAUCCUUACUUUCCACCUGUUCAUGAAGAUGGACAAGAAAAAAUCAAAUGGGGUUCUUCGCCUCUUUGGAAAUCAGAACCAGAUUGCAACCCCUCUUCAACAGAUUCAGUCUUCUCUUGAGAAGAAGGGGAUAAAACUGAAGGAACUGCGUAAAAGGACGAAAGGCUGGAAAAAGAAAUCCUGGCCCCAAACAGAUGAAGAUAUUCAACUAUUGUUGAGCCUAAUUGAUAUGAAGGUCUUAUCCAGGGUUCUCAGAAUGGUUAGGAUCACCAAAGAGCAGUUGUUUUGGUGUGAAGAAAAGAUGAAGAAACUUGAUUUAUCAGAUGGCAGGUUGCGGAGAGACCCCUCUCCCAUCCUUUUCCCUUGUUAAUAAUAGAUAUUAGGACCUUUUUGUUUUUUUUUGUAAGAAAAGCAGGUAUUUGUUGGAUGUCUGCUGAAAGUGAACCCUUUCGUUAGUUCUUGUUAAUGCUACAAGCAAUUCUCAUCUCCUCCUAGUAGGAAUGCCAAUAUGCUACAUAUAGUUUGAGCCCCAAGGGAAGGCUCUUUGCUGUAUGUUAUUUUGUUAACCAUAUUGGUGUAGCAGAUAAUUGUUAUGGACAAUUCUUGUACUGUCCUUAU
This is a messenger RNA of Alnus glutinosa, 2826 nucleotides long. RefSeq lists its product as uncharacterized. The transcript is spliced from 5 exons. The coding region runs from base 1280 to 2578 and encodes 432 amino acids. The record is from RefSeq and is a predicted model, not a curated record. NCBI's taxonomy places the organism in Eukaryota, Viridiplantae, Streptophyta, Magnoliopsida, Fagales, Betulaceae.